AUGGCAACAGCAGACAACGAACUCUAUACUACUCUUGUUUGGUCUGGUUUCAUAAAACAUGGCAAUAGAACUGGACCUGAAACGCCAAUCAAUCAAAACAUUAGAGAGGGAACUAUAACACUUAACGAGACUCAGAGCUCCGCUUUGCAAGAUAGCCGUCAAUCUAUUAUAAAUCACCUGGAAAGUACAAGAAAUGAGGAACGUGAUAAGAUUGUUGAUCUUUCCACCUUUGGCGCAUUGCCAAAUGGUAUGACCUUGGAGGAAAAACGAUCAGUUUUUGAAAAGGUUUGCAGGAACCAGGAUAAAAUGGAUCUCUGGAACGAUAUUUCAGAAAAACUAGUAAAAGAGGCAAGCGGAGGCACUGAUGACACUGGCGGCACUGAUGACACUGGCGGCACUGAUGACACUGGCGGCACUGAUGACACUGGCGGCACUGAUGACACUGGCGGCACUGAUGAUACUGGCGGCACUGAUGAUACUGGCGGCACUGGAAGAGCAGACAAUGCAAAACGGCCGUGUCAGCCGCCUCCAAACAGAAAGAUUGUCGGUAGUGGCAAAGGAUCAACCAGUCGAUACUCAAAUGUACCCCAGUCAGUGGAAGAUUUCUGGCCAUAUUCAUUUGCUAUGAGUGAGCAUAUGGCACUUAUCUUUGAAAAGAGGACCAAAAGAAAAACCAUAUCCGGCAACUCUAGUUAUUAUGGAAUCCAAAGAGAGGUAUACGAUGUAGAUAAAAAAAAGAAGAUCUUUCAGUAUGAGCUUGUCACAGCACGCGAAGUUUCAGGACUUCUAGAUGACUGGAACCAAUUGAAGGACGACGAAAAGUUGGUAUUUAACGCAGCUGAUCGAAAAUCGCCAGAAAAUCCUGGGAGACUUCUGUACAUUUACAUGGUUUUCCCACACCAAACUAAAAGAGGGAAGAAGGACAGCUAUAGCCCUACAGCAACGACAGAGGUUUUCGUUCAGUUCGAAAAACUUGGGAACCAAGUUAUUACGCUGUCUAUGCUCAAGAAUAUGUAUGGGAAUACUCUAGAUUGGGAUAUUCAACAUAUAUGUGACAGAGACGGCAUUCCACCUCCUUGGAAAUGGUUACCGGCACAGGCCGUUACAGAUAUUAAGGAGGCUCAUAAUUAUACACCUAAAGCUCGAGAUACGGAUUCCGUGACCUUGGAAGAAAAAAUGGCGGCACUCAGUCUGGACAAUACCAUGCCGAGAACCUCCUUGAGCCCUGUGGGGGCAACAGUCUCCACCAAUGUCCCUCCAAAAAUGAAAAGAAUAUCAAGAAGCACUUCACGAGGGGCAGGUGCUAUACCUGGUUUAAAGAGCUCCCAAAGUCCUUUCCCGGAGACUUCCCAGUCAAAUCAGGACCCAUUCGGCGCAAGACUGGAUAGAAUUGAAAGGGUACUUGCUGGAAUAUUGGAGAAGCUGGGUGUGGAGGAAGAUUGA
Messenger RNA from Talaromyces proteolyticus, 1443 nucleotides. RefSeq lists its product as uncharacterized. The record is from RefSeq and is a predicted model, not a curated record. The transcript has 2 exons. Lineage: Eukaryota; Fungi; Ascomycota; Eurotiomycetes; Eurotiales; Trichocomaceae. The coding region runs from base 1 to 1443 and encodes 480 amino acids.